Molecule: messenger RNA, 468 nt
Organism: Symbiodinium sp. CCMP2456
Lineage: Eukaryota; Dinophyceae; Suessiales; Symbiodiniaceae
Source: the annotation of a GenBank genome assembly
AUGGCCGGUGCGGGGCAACUUCAGACCACUCCCGGCCAACAAGGCCAGAAGGAUCGGCGACGCCCUGAUCGAGAGAAAUAUCGGGAAGCAGCAGCCAAUAGGCAAGUGCGAUUGCAUGAAGCUGCCUGGGAUGAGUGCAUACGCCGCGAGCUAGCAGCCGCAGAAGCUGCUCGAGCACAAAAAGUGGCCACCGGGCGAGGCGAUUGCUAUGAGUUCAGCGUUCAAUACGCCACUUCCUUCGGUCAGAACCUCUACAUGGUGGGCUCCUGUGAAGAGUUGGGCAGCUGGACUUUGUCCCGAAAGGUCCACAUGGCAUGGACCGACGGCAACGUUUGGCGAGCAAAGUUGAAGAUUCCUUUGGAGCGUGGAGUCAUCGAGUACAAGUACAUUGUUGCGCAGGAAGAGUCUCGGUGUGCAAUUUCAGGUGUGAGCAGGACUAGUUAUUCUCUACGUACGGAAGGGCCGUAG